GAGAAAUAAUGUCAAGAGCAACGCGCGUCCAGUGACCGGAUCCAUCGGAGAAGCCGGAGCAACCGAUCCAGGAUCGAUAAUCGUUACGAAGCAAGGCACCGCGAAGGACCCGUGUACACAGAGCCUAGCCGGCGAGAACCGAACAGGGAUACGAACGUGGCACGCAUGUCGAUCGGUAAAAGCAGCCCGUGAAAGUGUCGCCUGGCGCGCGACGGAGUAAUCGUGAGCGCUCAGAGACACGGAGUGCCGCGAUCGUGCAUGAUCUAUCGGUGGAACAGGUGCGAGCCACGUUUCCGGAGGCAGUAGCGGCCCGCUGGGCGACCACGUCGGCCAACGCGAAGACACACCGGGGUGAAGAAAGGCGAAGAAAAUGAGCCGGCUAACCGGGACGAAUGGGUCUCGGCGCGAUCGAGGAAACGGUGGUCGGUGAAUAGGGAGCGUGAAACAGGCUCGUUGGAUUUUUCGCGUAUACGUGACACGAGACCGGUCGGCGACUUUUGCACCCCUCGACCUAGCCCAAGCUCCGUCCAAACCGACGAAACGACACGCGCUGGUGCUGUGACAGUGAUCUCUCCGUCUUGUUUUUGCUUUCGUUCGUCCCACGUCCUCGUGGUGUUUUGUUGGUUUCUCCUUUGCCGCGUCCCUCGUGCGUGACCGGUACAGCUGAUCGGCCGAGUGUCCGGAGUACGAAAUCGUCGCGUGCAACGAUCGGGUAUUUGUCAACGUUGAGAAGCGGGCCCGACAGCUUGGUGGAGGAGCAGGAAGAGGUGGACAGGUCGAGGUGCCGGGGAAAAAGGAACACUCCCGCUGAAUAGACGUUGCUUCUCUUAUCGGAUAACGUCCAAGGGACCCGGUUUCAGAGGCAGCGAUUCGAAUGACGAUUCCGAUGUGUCAAGGUACGAGGGGCAGGUGACGAGCAGGUUUCAGACGAGAAUCUCCAAAGAUACCUCGAACGAAUCCGGCAGGAAAGCUCGUCGACUGAAGCGAACAUGCUCGUGAUAAGCCAGCGUCGAAGGCAUCCCUGCUGGAGGAUGCUGCUCGUCAUCGUCAUUUUGUCCGGCCUCAUUAGGUAUUGCGAACCAAUGUCCACGAAGAGGCUAACAGACUCGUCACCCUCGUCGUCGCCCACGUUAUCGAGAAGUUCCGCUGAAUCGAGGUCGCAGAACCUUGGCUCGCCUAGCGACUUAGCCUGGCAGGCUUGGCUUCUCCUGGACUCUCAAACGGGAGCCCACUCCAGCUUGGACUCCGCCAGUUUCCUCAAACGGAUCACACCCAAGAGCGUGUUCAUUGCACCAGCGUUACCAGCACUGCCGCCUUGCGCGGACGGUUAUCGAGCAGACACGAUGGGUAGAUGCGUGAAAAGCGUGAAUAUCAAUCACGAAGCUCACCUCGGUUUCCUUUUGCAGCGACUGAACGACCGGUACGGAAACCGAGGCAGCAGUUCCGAGGCAUCGUCCUCUGGUAGCAGUCAGAAGAAGUCCAGUGGCCCAUUACAGUUGAACAUCCCUCUGUUUUCCGACAUGGACACCAAGUCGUCCGAAGUGGACCACGAAGAGACCAGAGACUCGAUGAACGUACCAGUCGUGGUUCCACCACGAGAGGAAAUAGACGUGGAGGAAGAAGAGCAACCGUUGGAGUCUAUUGUCACGUUCUAUCAGACGAAGAACAGCAGUGAGGAGGAAGAGAACGACGCGAAUGUAUUUAAUGGGAACGAUACGACUAUCGUCUCCGAUGAUACCUCUGACGAGGAUGACCAGAGUACCACGUCCACGCUCGACACGGUGGUUCCCGUGGCCGAAUUCGUCGACGACACGAACGACACGAAUUUCUCUGGCGUGAUCGACUAUAAGAUCCCCAUCGAUAUGCCCGUGUCGUUCAACGUGUCUAACGAGAGAACUAUGAACGUGAGCGAAGAGGAGGAGGACUUGUGGAGUAACGAGUCUCAGCUGUCGAACUCGACCGAAGUGUCACCUAUGCUGAUCCUCCUCUCGUCGACGACGAUAUCGCCCACUUCGGUAACACCUGAGCUAGAAGAGCUAGAGAUGGCCAACAGUACUUCGAGGAGCGUCCAGUUAUAGUAUUGUUCUCCGUUUGAUAGAUCUGUUCUCUUCCUUUAACCCGAUUUCCUCACGAGGAGGAAGCAUACCAGGACUGGUAUCUUGAUCGAGUCUCUGAUCGCCUCGGGAUGAUCUGGGACAACUUGGUGCCAAUGUUGGAAAGCAGAGGAGUGUUCAAUUGUAGCGGUUCAUCAGGCACAUCUCCCUCUUACUCGCUAUCGUUCUUCGUUUCGUAGAUCAUAACCGUAGUCCGCUAUAGUCUCCAAAGACUGUCCCUCUUAAAGGCGAUCGCUAAACGCAAGAAAAGAAAAGAAAGAAUUGUCCGACGCUGCUCGGCAAAGUCCGACAUUACGCAACGUGGCGAUGCACCGGGUAUCGGCAACGCGCUCCGCACGAUUCUGUGUGCUCGUUAACCCGACAGUAAAUGCGUGUUAUAUACGAUCAAUCGGCCCGCCUAUCGGUUCUACGCGACGAACGCGUCGUUGGUCGGCAUGCAAAUGGCCAGGAUUCAUCGGCAGUCGGCAAGAGUUCACGACUCUUAAUUUAUUUGGCACAGUUCCACAGUCUCUGGACGUUCCCACUGCGACAGCAAACUAGGGCCGUGAAAAGCCUCGGCGACACUCGAUUAUCCACCGAUACGUGUCCCUGCUUUCUACGCGAUUAGCUUAAUCGGAUCGCCUAGGCGACGAAGGUGAACGGUCACACGAAAUCGCUUUUUCAGCAGAGCGACAUCUGUGAGAAUCUGAUGCCCCAACACGACUAUCGAUGACCGUUCACCGUGGGAGCCCUGGUCCAUCGAGUAAAUGAAGGUUAGGACGUCUCGUCAGAGACAUGCUCAUUCAGUGAGAGAUCCAAGUCUAUCUGGCUAGCCGCCAUCGUCUCCACCUGUUGACUCAUCGUCUGUCGCGGGGUUGUCGUCGAGAAACCCGUCUACAGAGAGAUACUCCACGGUGAAAGGGCUUCUGAUGGACGGAUACCGUGUUCUUCGUACUGGAACGUAGCCCUUCAUCCAGGGAAUAGCGGAUUCUCUCUCUGUAGUCUCGGCUGUGUAUACUGUUCACUUCCGCAUGCUACUCUCGAGUGCCGAAGCUUCGAAUCUUGGUCGAAUUUCCGCCACGCGUAUCGUUGCCCUUAAUUUCCUGUACCGCGGACUCGAUACAAUGAUAUUUCGAGGUAUUCGAUCAAGAAACGACAUUCGUAUAGGCCUAAGUUACAGAUUAAGAGAUUCUCCUUUCGUAAGAUCGAUGGUAUAACAAUGGCACGUGUAUCCUUAAGCUUACUCGUGAUUAAGGUUAGGAUAACGUGUCAUGUCACUUUAACGUGGGGUUAGAAAGCAAGGGUGAUAUGGAAGGUUUUUAUUACGUAUAUCGAAAAAGUAAGUUACGAUCAGCUUGUAUUUGUACAUUUAUAAAAGAGGCUUAAGGUCGAUGAAAGCUUCCUUACUCUCGAUGUGGCGUUACGGUUUUUAGACGUAUGUCUUAACCUCAAUUUGGUAAGGAACUCGCGAAGUAACGCGCGGACGUCGAAUAUCCCGCGAUUUUAGUGUUAAAAUCCGGCCUAGGCGGCGCUUCCGUCGACCUAGUGUGUGCAUCGUCGUCGUUCGAGAACUGGGAUCGAAAUCGAGAAUCUCGUCCGUAUUCACGCGAACUCGAAAUAUUAGCUAACUUUGCGUCCGAAUUUCCCUCGAAGCAACCCUAUUUUUAGCAUUUUUAUAGUAGAUGCAUCACGAUCGAAGAUUCCACGGCACCAAAACCGAAAAUACAUUCCCAAGAUAGCACGCCAUAACCACAAAGAACGCGGCGAUACACGAAACCUCGAUGUUAUGAAAACAGAGACGAGCGGUAAGGCGAAUGGCAAGGUCGCGUUUAAUCGUUAUUUUAUCGUGCAUGAAACGUAAGUGGAAAGAAUCGUGUACACUUCGUGGGUCAUGGAUCACUGCCUAACUCGAUCAUCGAAGAACCAUCUUCCUUGAUACCGUUUGACGACUGCGAUGAUAAGAUAUGUAAUAGCGAUUAAUCGACCGAUCGAUCUUGCGUUUCUACGGUAAGAAAAAGAUAAAGUAUACAGGAUAAUAAUGUUGCGUGAAAUGCUUGGUUUUAGAGAAACUGCGUCCCAAAUCGAGUAAAAGCUGUGUCUGUAUAGUAUAUUGAAUUACGAAUUACGAUAACGUCCUCGAUCGUAUCUUGAACCCCGAGAAGAUCACCUUCGAAAGUAUCUGUGUACGAUGUACGUAUACACGGAAUCUGGGUUCACGAACUCACGGAGAACAUGCUUGUGACCCCGGUAUAUCGAAUCAGACUGAUUUUAGCGGUAUUUGCUUUAUUUAUAGAACAUUUAUAGAACAGAGAAAUCACGUGUCCCUCUGUCACGAAGAAAAAUCUCGAGAGAGGUGCGCGCUGCUCUCCUCGGCAGCGACCAAGUAUUGUCCAUACAGCUUCAUCAUGUGCGUCAUGUCUGCCCCUGUACGGAGAAACGUAAACAGUUGUGGUCGUACUUUCUUUCCUGAAUUUUAAGCUGCUUCUGUUCAUAUGUGAAUUUAAAAGAGAAAAAAGAACGAGAGAAUU
Molecule: messenger RNA, 4621 nt
Organism: Eufriesea mexicana
Lineage: Eukaryota; Metazoa; Arthropoda; Insecta; Hymenoptera; Apidae
Exons: 2
Coding region: 990-2078 (362 amino acids)
Source: RefSeq, a predicted model, not a curated record